CAUUAUAAUUUCAGGUUGUAAACCCCCAAUUUUCCCCUCCCAUGCUCUAAUAAUUUCAGGAAAAAGUCUCACGCUGCCAUCUAGUUCUGUGAAUUCAUCUCAAUACAUUUUCUGUGACCUUUGUGUGUAAAGAAAUGGCCUUUUUACUCAAUAAAACUGCUCUAUCCGCUCUCAGGCUCCGUUCCCAGAAGGCUGACGAUUCGUUAAUGCUAUCAAGGCGUGGAUUUCAUGUCGAGCCUGGCGCUCGGGAGAAGGCUCUCUUGGCGGAGGAUCCAUCUCUAAAACGCUUCAAAUCACAUAAGAAAAGUCUGAGGAGUCUCAAAAUGGUGGGAGAUGUUCUUACCAUUGUGGUGGUAGCUGGAUGCUGCUACGAGAUCUACGUUAGAGCAGUCAUGCGAGAAGAAGCCCGGAAAGAAAAAUCGAGUGCAUAGGGGUAGAAGCUAUCCACAUGAAUGCAGGAUUGAGGGCAGGAAAACACUUGAAAUUUCUGGUGCAGCAGAACUAUGUUUGAACUGACUUGGUCAUGUGUUGGAAUAAAGUAAUCCAAUAUACUUCACAUAUUUCAAAUGUCAAAAAUCCCUGGACAUCCCUGUGGAAUGUAUCAUGCACUAGUUUCUUGAUUUUACUUAAUUUUAUUAGAUUGAAGUGCCAAAAUUUGUUUAUGGGCUCUUCAGAUUGUGAAUCUCUGAUGCUUCAUUUUUGGCAGAAAGUGUGUUUUGGUUCAA
Molecule: messenger RNA, 725 nt
Organism: Sesamum indicum (sesame)
Lineage: Eukaryota; Viridiplantae; Streptophyta; Magnoliopsida; Lamiales; Pedaliaceae
Product: succinate dehydrogenase subunit 7A, mitochondrial
Cellular component (GO): respiratory chain complex II (succinate dehydrogenase)
Source: RefSeq, a predicted model, not a curated record